AUGGCAGCAUUAGCACGUGCCCUUCCUACACCCCUCCACAACCCUAUGCCAGAGUACGAAGAUGUCCUGCCUUCUUCCUCUUCAUCCUCCUCGGCCCCACCCGUCGGACCGCAAAUACCCAAGUAUGGAAGUAGGAAAGGAUGGAAGCCUAAGACGGCGGUAGAUUAUAAUGGUGGUGGUGCUUAUCCUGAGUGUCAUGUCGCUCAGUAUCCCUUAGAUAUGGGCAGAAAGAAGACGGGAACCGGAACGACGUUAGCACUUCAAGUGGACCAAGAUGGACUGGUGAGAUAUGAUGCUAUUGCUCAACAUGGCCGAGCCGCCGGGUCAAAGGUCCAGUCAAGCUUCAAAGACCUCGUACCACUUGCGAACCGUACAGACGUCUCAGAAGCGGAGCGCGAGAUGGAACGACCCGACGCUUCGUCCAUCAACGACACCGCCGAGCGAACUCGACUAGCUUUGGAGAGGAUAACUCAUGGAAAAAUCAAAGCUGCUCAACCUAAACAUGUCCCUAAGACCAACAAUGACGCCACAUACAUUCGUUAUACGCCUGCCAACCAAGGUUCAAGCGAAGGUAAACAGCGUAUCAUCAAGAUGACGGAAGUUCAAGAAGAUCCAUUAGAACCUGCUAGAUUCAAGCAUAAAAAAAUCCCUCGAGGGCCUGCCGAACCUCCUCCACCAGUGUUACAAUCUCCUCCUAGACCUGCUACAGCUCAAGAUCAGAAAGAUUGGAUGAUUCCUCCCUGUAUAUCCAAUUGGAAAAACAACAAGGGUUAUACCGUACCGUUAGAUAAGAGGUUGGCAGCUGAUGGAAGGGGUUUACAAGAUGUUCAUAUCAACGAUAACUUCGCUAAAUUCUCUGAAGCGCUUUACGUCGCUGAUCGACAUGCGAGAGAGGAAGUUAGAGCGAGAGCGCAGAUGCAGCAAUUAUUGGCACAGAAAGAGAAAGCGCAGAAAGAAGAGAAUUUGAGAUUGUUGGCUCAAAAGGCGAGAGAGGAAAGAUCAGGUAUCACUUCCUCUGCUCCGUCCGCUGGUGCGACUGCUCCACCGAAGGAAUUGGGUAUGGGAUUGGGCGGAUACGAUUCUGCGAGUGAGGAUGAGUCUGAGGAAGAUGAAGGCUCUGAGGAGGAGGAUGAAGAAGCUAUAAAGGAGAGAGAACAGGUUAGGAACGAGAAGAGGAAGGAAAGAGAGAAGGAAAUGAGAAUGAGUAAUAUGGGUAGUGAGAUGAGGACUAAAAUGUUGGCUAGGGAAGCCAACAGAGAUAUAUCCGAGAAAAUUGCCCUAGGUCUCGCCAAACCUACUGCAGCCAAGGAAACCCUACUCGAUUCAAGAUUGUUCAAUCGAGAAUCCCUAUCUACCGGAUUCGCCUCUGAAGAUUCCUACAACCUAUACGACAAACCUUUGUUCCAAGGAUCUUCAGCCGCUGCUGCGAUAUACAAGUCCGCAGGAUCUGGUAAAGGUAAUGAUGAGUCUUACGGUGGAGGUACAGAAGAAGGUAUUCGAAAUGAAUUGGAGAAAGAUCGAUUCAACUUGGGUAAAGCUACGAAAGGAUUCGAAGGUGCCGAUUCAUCCGAAGCUAGAGAAGGACCAGUUCAAUUCGAGAAAGAUACAAUCAUCGCUUUGGAUGGAACGUCUGAUCCGUUCGGAGUGGAAUCGUUCAUGAAUGCCGCUAAGAAAGGUGGUAAGAGAGUGAAUGAGGAUAGGGAUGAAGAGAGAAGGAAAAGAGCUAGAGAUGAUUGA
Molecule: messenger RNA, 1737 nt
Organism: Kwoniella mangroviensis CBS 8507
Lineage: Eukaryota; Fungi; Basidiomycota; Tremellomycetes; Tremellales; Cryptococcaceae
Product: pre-mRNA-processing protein 45
Exons: 6
Coding region: 1-1737 (578 amino acids)
Biological process (GO): mRNA splicing, via spliceosome
Cellular component (GO): spliceosomal complex
Source: RefSeq, a predicted model, not a curated record